AUGGCCAACCAGGAACCAGGCUUUCGGAAACACAUGCCACAUACCAAAACUAUCGAUUUUGAUCUCUGGAUCGAUUGUUCGAAGGCGAUACGAGUCCAAUCAGGAAAAUUCAUGAUAGCCAGUGAGAGUGACUGUCGGUCCUGGAAAUCUGACUCCGCCGACCCGGACAGCCGCAAUUUCGAAGCGAUAUUGGAUGGCUGGCUGGAUGACUGGGAGGGUGAUAGUACAAACGACGGGCGGAGUUUCAGCUGGACGCUUUGUCGACUAGUUUCAUUCCCAGAUGACGACUGCGCAGCGCUGAAGGCUCAUAUCAAGGGGCUGACGCGCAAAAUCGCCUAUAGUGGCUCUGUCGAGGUGGUGUUUCACACCCCUUCCACCGAACCAGGCGAUACCUUACCCGGGCAACAACACGGCGUGCACGUUCAAGCAGAAUGGAUGUUUGAAUGUCCGUUCACUCCUACAGACCAGGAAUGGAAUCAGUUGGUAAUGAAUGCCAUGGUUGAUCGCAAGAAGGGGUGGAUCUCUCCGCUUCCAAACAAUGAGCCAAAGCCAUCUCACGGGAUGUCACCAUUCCGAAGAGCUAUCCGCCAAGGGAAUACGUCUCGAAUUGUAUCGCAGCAGCAGGGUGCGGAUGGGGUAAAGCAUUCAUUGAGGCAAUAUUCACAGUGGGGCUGUGAUGGGUCAGCGUAAAAGAGGGUCUGGCAUCAGCAUGCAUGGAGUUGAAAGAUUGCUGUCACUGUUGUCGAAUGUAGUCAUUGGGCGACUGUGUUGUAUUGCUUCACUCAUUGUUAGAAGUCAACCAUCAGUCAGAUAAUCUAGACGGUCAACCUUUGAGCAGCAUGGUUCGCGAAUUCGAUGAUGUAAUGC
Aspergillus homomorphus CBS 101889 is the source of this 867-nucleotide messenger RNA. RefSeq lists its product as uncharacterized. Bases 1 to 690 code for a protein of 229 amino acids. The transcript is spliced from 3 exons. The record is from RefSeq and is a predicted model, not a curated record. NCBI's taxonomy places the organism in Eukaryota, Fungi, Ascomycota, Eurotiomycetes, Eurotiales, Aspergillaceae.